GAAAAACCUCGGGGAGGUUCCUCCCGGAACGGCGGCAGCCUGGCAGGCCCCGAGCGCGGCCCGCGGUGGGGAGGGGAUAGCGGGGCGGACCCGGAGGAGAUGGAGGGCGAGGGGGCCCCGUCAUGGCGGGGUCCCGGCGGGGCCGUGCGGGAGCUCUGCCGCUCCUUCGGCCACUACAACCGGCACCUGGCGCGGCUGCAGCACAACCUGCGAGAGACCAAGAGGUUUUUCCGCGACGUCAAGUACUCCCAGGGACACCCCUUGGCCUCGGCGCUCGCUGGAGACGAUCCCCCCUCCGCCGGCGAUGGGGACGGGGGUCCCGGGGACGGCCCCGCGGCCGGCGGUGAGAGCCCGAUCUCGUUCCCGCGGCCCGACGAGGAGCGGCUGCAGCGCGCCGUGAGCCGCCCGCCGUGCCUGCUGCUGCUGGGCCAGAGCUGCGGUGCCAAAUGCCGGCUCCUGAACGCCCUGCUGGGCCAGCAGCUGCUGCCCUGCCCCCGGGAGCACGGCCACAACGGCUGCCGGCGGCGCCGCGUCCGAUUCACCCACGGGGCGCAGCCGCGGCUCAGCCUGGCGCUGCCUGGGCACUACGAGCUGGUGCAGGCGCUGGUGGCACACCGGGGACACUGGGACACCAUCCCCGAGGAGGACCUGGAGGUGGAUGGGGACACCGAGGAUCCUGCGCAGAGGGUGGCGGAGCUCGAGGUGGUGCUGCCGUCGCCGCUGCUCAAGGAAGUGGACAUCGUGGUGGCUCCGUGCCGCAGCUUCCAGCCAGCUGAAGCCACCCUGGCCGAGCUGGUGCCCCAAGUGCUGCCCGUGGUCACCUUCGCCAUCAGCGAGCCCCAGCUCUCCCCGGCGGAUCAGGCAGAGCUGCGGCAAAUCAAAGCCAAAUUCUCCCUCCCCAUCUUCUUCUUGUGCUCCCCCGACCCCGAGCUGACAUCUCCCAAAAAACCACUCCCAGAGGAGAAAUCCUCCCUCCGCUCUCAGCUGCUGGAGCUGGGCUACCUGAGCCCUUCGGAGCCUCCGUGCGGCUGCGGCGGAGCUCGGAGCUCGCUGGCGGAGCAGCCGGACAAACUGCGGCUCCUGAGCGUUUUCUGCCGGCAGCUGCUCCAAGAGCACCUGGUGGAGGCUGCCACGAGGCUCAACGAGCUGCACUGCCGCUGCCUCAACAUCUUCAUCGACCAGGCUUUCGACAUGCAGAGGGAUCUGCAGAUCACCCCCAAAAGGUUGGAGUACACGCGGAGGAAGGAGAACGAGCUCUACGAGUCGCUGAUGGGCAUCGCCAACCGMAAGCAGGAGGAGAUGAAGGACGUGAUCGUGGAGACGCUGGGCAACAUGAAGGAGGAGCUGCUGGAGGAUGCUGCUGGCAUGGAGUUCCGAG
Molecule: messenger RNA, 1378 nt
Organism: Malurus melanocephalus (red-backed fairy wren)
Lineage: Eukaryota; Metazoa; Chordata; Aves; Passeriformes; Maluridae
Product: dual serine/threonine and tyrosine protein kinase-like
Exons: 3
Source: RefSeq, a predicted model, not a curated record